AACCUUUCUUUUUGGAAACAUUACGCUUGUGGCGGAACCUUUUAACCGGUGCACAGACGAACUUUAACCCUGCAAUAGGCUUAUUGUAUUGAUUUAGCUGAUUAUGUUUUCGUGUAAUUUUAGCAAGUGAGUCGUGGGAAAUAUUUUUUCAAGUUAGCAUUGUCGUCCAGUAGUUGCUCAGACGUGUACUAGCGAUAUGAAAAUAACCGCGGCGAGCAGUAAUCGUCGCAUUUGAAAAAGAUGUUUUCUCCGAGAUAAGCUAACGUUAGCUGCGUGGCUAAUGUAGCGUACGUAGCUUUGGUAACAACAUGACGACGUUGAGGAGCGGUGUGUAGGAGCGACCGACGAGACAUCGGAUCGCGCCGAUUUCCUGCUUGUCAGUCACUCACUUGCAGGAUCACCGCGUCUUUGUGUCUGGAUAGAGACAAAACGGCUUAACCGAGACAAAAUCAAAUCUGAUCGCCUUUUCCGGUCGGUUAUUUUAAGAGUGUUUAGGACAUUUGCAUCACUUUCUUUCAAUGGGUGAGGAAAAACCGGACACGCUGGACUUUGUAAAGGAUUUCCAGGAGUAUCUGAGCCAGCAGACUCAGCAUGUCAACAUGAUAUCAGGCUCGGUCAGUGGCGUCAAAGAGGCGGACGAGCUGCCAGCAGACUGCAGUCAGAAUGGAUUGGAUCACCCCUCUGUCGACAUGUCACUGGAGGACAGCUCAGGGAUCCUGGUGGAUGGUUUUGAACGGACCUAUGAUGGAAAGCUCAAGUGUCGCUACUGCAACUAUGCCACCAGAGGCACAGCGCGACUCAUUGAACACAUACGAAUCCACACAGGAGAGAAGCCUCAUCGCUGCCAUCUCUGCCCAUUUGCUUCGGCUUAUGAGCGCCAUCUGGAGGCUCAUAUGCGGUCACACACAGGUGAAAAGCCUUAUAAGUGUGAGCUGUGCUCUUUCCGCUGCAGUGAUCGCAGCAACUUGUCACACCAUCGCCGCAGACGACACAAACUCCUGCCGAUGAAAGGUGCUCGCUCGCUCUCCCAUAAAAAGAUGCUGAGUGUUUUACAGAAGAAGGCCACUUCACUGGGCUAUGGUCGCCGGCUCCUCAUCAACUUCAGCCCCCCUUCUAUGGUGGUGCACAAGGCGGACAAUGUGAAUGACUUCUCUCAUGAGCUGCCCCACCUACAUCAGGAGACCUAUGACAAUCAGAGUAGAGCAGUUGAAGAUGGGCUCUCCUCAAAUCAAAAUCACCACCACCAUGAAAUUGUCAUGGAAAACCCACUGAACCAGCUGUCUACUCUGGCAGGCCAGUUGGCCAGCCUCCCUUCAGAGUCCCAAGCCCAGACUCAACAGCCCAUGUCUCCUGGAGCAGAGUCUAUUGUUGAUGAGAAGCCUUUCCUCAUACAACAGCCCCAUCCUGCUACAGCUCCUGUGGCGGUGACCGCUAAUAUGGCCAAUGCCUCCUCCUCCUCCCCCAUCACCCCAGAGCCCCGGGCUCCUCCACACAGCAAUUGUAGCCCUGGAGCGGGGCCCUGUAGCGAGCACAGUGGGCGCACCAGUACCCCUAGUAUCUCCAACAGUCAGCCCAGUACGCCAGCCCCAGGUCUUUCUGCCCCACUCCAGGAUUCCCACAUGCUGCAUCAUUGCCAGCACUGUGACAUCUACUUUCCCGACAACAUCCUAUACACUAUCCACAUGGGCUGUCAUGGCUAUGAGAACCCAUUUCAGUGCAACAUCUGUGGCCACAAAUGUAAAAGCAAGUAUGACUUUGCAUGCCACUUUGCCCGUGGGCAACACAAGUAAUGGAUGAAUGAGGAAAGAUUUUAAUGGACGGCGUUGUUUAUUAAUUUCGUAGUAAUUUUAUUUAUUGGUAUUUUCUUGGCCUUGAUGUAGCCUAGCCUUUGAAAGUUCCUUUACCAGAACAUUCAUAUUGUUUUAUUUGAUAUAAUUAUAGGUGCCCAGUAAAGUGUAUUAUAAAGGGAUGGUCAGUGUUUUUGACAAGUUGAGAAUUUAUUUUAGGUGUAAAAAAUUACAUUCAUGUUGUCAUAUAAAAGAAAAGUUUCCCUAUUUACCUCUAUGACUAAACUUAGGGAACUACAAUAUUCUCCAUAUGUUGGAACUUCUCCCAAAUACAUUAGCUUUAAAAAAGUUUCAAACCAACUGCAGUAAUUCAUCCUACUGAGAUGAAUUAUUUCACUAUUCUUCUAAACAACUACCUUCAAACGUGGUAAACAGUAUGUAAGUGUGUUAAAUACCAUGUGAUUUGAGGUAGAAAUGGACUAAUAAGAUGAAGUAAUUUAGUAAAACCAAUUGUUAGCAAUUGAUUGUUUGUGGUGACUGAAGGUCCUCUAAAAAAGGAAACUGCAGUUCACAUGAACAGUUAAUGAACGACAAGAUGCAAUACAAAGCAACCCCCACCCCCCCCCCCCCCCCCCCCCAAAAAAAAAAAAAAACAAAAAACAAAAAAAACACUGACUGGCUCCCAAAUAAAUUCUCAACACUCCGCUAUAGAUGAAGGUUUAACACGAGACAAACUGCUUUGAGCGAUUAUACUUAAGCCUUGUUGAAAUUAUCUAAGUGCUUGGUGCAUAACAAGUAUUUCUUUGCAGUGCCUGACAUAGUGGUUCUUUCAUGUGCCGAGAAUAUAGAGGACUGUUCUUUUUCAAGAUUAGAUGUUAGUCAAUAUUGUCUGCACUGACCCUGAACCAUAGAAGAAAUGUUUGGUCAUUGUUACUGGUCGUCAACAUUUUAUUGCCAAAAUUCUGCUCCAUGAAUGCUGCUAAUAAACUCUGGAAACAGUGACGUCUGAUAUGGACGGCACCAUAGUAAAAGUUGACCACACUUUUUUCCUGUGGUUUCUGGUCAGCUCAGAGUCAUUAAACUAGAUUUCUCCACACAGUGCCCUUCCUUCCGUGACCAGCAUCAUGGUAACAUCAUUCAUUUAAUAAGCGCGUUUUGUAUAACUUUUUAUUCAUAUAAUUUUACAUUAUACGUUUUGUAUGAUAUACGAAAUAACAUUGAGUUUGUCCAUGUAGGACACGGUUACAAGUCUUGUCUCAGAAUUGCCACGUAGACCGAGGAGUGCCAUACUUUAGCCUUUUGUGACAACAGACUGAGAUUCCUCAUUUAUCAUAUGGAUCCCAGUGACUUUACAAUAUUUACUGAGUAUUAUAUUCUGAGUGGUUGGCUAGAUGUUCAGUGUCAAAAGAGCAAAUUCCUAUUACAGUAAAACUGUAACUUUAGCAAGGUUGUUGUUUGUCUUCGGUACUGUUGUCUGUUGCUUAGCAACAUGUGGAGAACAUAGUUACUGUUUUUAGGACCACUUCUCUGUUAUCAUGCUUAGCAGUAAUAGGGGCAUCUAGUAAUGGCUGCCAUAUGUUCUCAGUGUGUCAUAGGUUCUAGAUGAUGGUGAAUGUUGAAGCCCUUUGGCGAACUCUCCUCUACCUGGGAUAGCAAAUCAUUUUAUUGUGAGAUGGACUAAUCUAACUAAUUUAUAAGUAAAGUGUUUUCUAACUGA
Molecule: messenger RNA, 3504 nt
Organism: Betta splendens (Siamese fighting fish)
Lineage: Eukaryota; Metazoa; Chordata; Actinopteri; Anabantiformes; Osphronemidae
Gene: ikzf5
Product: IKAROS family zinc finger 5
Exons: 4
Coding region: 519-1790 (423 amino acids)
Biological process (GO): regulation of transcription by RNA polymerase II
Molecular function (GO): DNA-binding transcription factor activity; RNA polymerase II cis-regulatory region sequence-specific DNA binding
Source: RefSeq, a predicted model, not a curated record